AAGAACUGGUGACGUAAUCAUUGAAGGCGAUAAUAAUGAUAGAUUUUUCUCAAUGAGAGAAGAAGCUUGAAAACUUACCUUUACAUUUACUUUCUCCUCAGUAUUUCGUUUCUCUGAAAACAGAUGGACUUUUGACUUUCUUUUCACCGAAAUGGAUACAUUUGUCCCUGGAAAUAAGCAUUCGGGUGGUUUCUCUUAAAACAGGAAUUUUCUCUCUUAAGUAUGACUGCAAGUGAGUGUUGUUAUUUUAGAGAUUAUAAAUAUCUUAAACAUAUCAUAAGCAUCUGAAAGUGACUUUUAUCUACUUAGCUUUUCAGAAUUAUUUCACUUCCAAGUUUAAGUUUUGAUAUUUGCAUAUUUGAAUGAUUUCAUGAAUAUUUGGAUAAAUGUGCAGAUGAAACUAUAGGUUUUGAAAACGCAGCGGAACUAAUUCGAAAUUAGUAAAACUCGUAUUUGAAGCUAAUUUAAAACUCAGUUAAAUCAACUGGCAAAUAUCACGCAUUAUAUUUUUGACAACUGGUGUGCUUCUAAGUGAAAUAAUUAUUUGACAUCAAAUAUGAUUUUACUGCAUCUUUACAAAAACCUCUAUGGUCUGUUUGUUUAUUGUACAUUUCUUUGAACAAGCAAUAACGUAGCAAAACUGUUUAUAAUUUAAACUCUUCUGUUUCAGUUAAGGAUUAUAGCAACACGUGGAUGCUAUAAAUUAUGCUCAAUAUUUUAAAGUUUGAACCUUUACGUAGAGUAUUUGCCCAUUAUACGAAGUAUUUUUUAAGAAAAAAAUUACUCAUUAGAAAAACAUAAAUUAAUGAAUAUGAAACACGACAUUUUGGAGAUAUAGAGAUUUCUCUUCAAAUCCUUACGUUCUUAAGAAUCAUCAACAUUUUCCAAAUUUUGGCCAUAUUUAAGGGAUAAAAUGAAUAUACUUAUUUGACAAUUUCCACAGUAACUGAUAUGAGUGUUUACAAAACUGCAUCCAAAUAUAUUUCCUUAAAUUUGUGAAUUUAUCAAUUUUGGUCAAAUCACAGAACAGGAAAAUAACUCAUUUUUGUAAAACAAAAGUCCAUGACACGCCAGUUAUCUGAAACAAUUCUUUAACUCGAUAAAAGUAAUGUAAUAAUAAUUUUCAAAUUUUUUAGUAUUGUGUCAAAUGUCACGCAGAUUGCUUCUGCAGAAAGUGGGCAGGAAAGGAAAGACGUGAAAAUAGUUGGAGGAUGUGUGCGCAUCCGUUCAAGGAAUUUUCCCUGCGCCCCCAUCACUUCUUAAAGAUGCCGCUGCCAGGACGAUUCAGGAGUCCAAACUGACCGGAGUUUUCUCCGGACGUUCAGCGGAGAAGGACGAUGGCGCGAAGGCAGUAUCGUUCGCAGUCAGUUGCCAACUCAGACCCUCGAAGUCCAUAUUUUACGAAUGACUGGCUUCAGACCACGCGAGGCAGAAUGCUUCGUCGCUCACCAAGUGUGGCUUGCGUACCUCAUUAUGAUGCCUGUUGCACUAGGACCUACAAAAACUUUGAAAGAAAAAGAAGAAGUAACAUUCCUGGCCUCAACCUAACUUUGUCUCCUACUGAUCCCAAAGCUACCACAAUUCGUCAGCAUUACUAUCCCGAAGGCGGUUGGGGUUGGAUUGUAUUGUGCUGUGCACUCAUUAUGAAUAUUAUUGCAAGUACAAUGCAGAUUUCAGCAGGAUUCCUUAUACUCGAGAUAAGAAGCCACUUUUUAAAAGGCCAGCAGUCUGUAGAACCAGUUGUUGUUUGUGCUGCGUCAACAGCGGUAUCAUUUCUUCUGGCCCCCAUUGUAGUCGCCCUCUGCAAGAGGAAGAGCACUCGUUUACUUGCUGUUUUGGGUGGUAUCAUUACCUCACUAGGAUGUCUUUUCACAUCAUUUGCAUCACAACUACAUCAGCUUUACCUCAGUUACGGACUUUUUAUAGGAUCAGGUGACUGCUUAGCUCGAGAAACAGCUGCUAUCAUCAUAGGCCAGUACUUUAAGAAAAGGCGCUUUCAAGUUGAAAUGAUGUUUCUCAUGGGCUAUGGAAUUGGCAUCGCUACAAUGCCGUUAGUUCUGACUUAUUGGAUCAG
Messenger RNA from Stegodyphus dumicola, 2074 nucleotides. Its product is annotated as monocarboxylate transporter 2-like. Gene Ontology annotation, molecular function: transmembrane transporter activity. NCBI's taxonomy places the organism in Eukaryota, Metazoa, Arthropoda, Arachnida, Araneae, Eresidae. The record is from RefSeq and is a predicted model, not a curated record. Gene Ontology annotation, biological process: transmembrane transport.